This is a messenger RNA of Oryza sativa Japonica Group (Japanese rice), 2329 nucleotides long. Its product is annotated as la-related protein 1B. The record is from RefSeq and is a predicted model, not a curated record. Gene Ontology annotation, molecular function: RNA binding. Lineage: Eukaryota; Viridiplantae; Streptophyta; Magnoliopsida; Poales; Poaceae.
UCGCACCGCCACUGCUCUCUCCUCUCCCCGACCUCCUCCUCCCCUCUCCUCUUCGCCUCCUCGUCUCGUCUCCUCCGUUUCCCAUUUCGUCGCGACCCAAAACCCUCACCUCCAAUCCAAGCUCCCCGCCCCCGCACCCCCAUCGCCCCGAUGUCGCCGGCCGCUGGUGGCGCCGCCCCGACCCAGCUGCCGCCGCCACCGGUUGCUGCCUCCCCCUCCCCCCCUCCGCUGGCUGCGGCGGCGGCGGCGGCGGCGAUCGCGGGGCCCGAGGGCGACCGCGCGCCGCCGCCGCAGGGGAAUCGGCGGGAUCCGGCUGGUUCCGCGGAGGGCGCCGAUCCGGGCAAUGCGGCGGCGAGGAAGACGGCGUGGAACGUGCCGGCGCCGCCCCUCGCCGCGGCGGCGGCUGCGGGGGCGGGGGUGGGGGUCCCCGGCGGCGGCAUCAUGGGGGGCGGGCCCGGGUCGUGGCCGGCGCUCGCGGAGUCCGCGGCGGCGCGAGGGUCGUGGCCCAAGUCGGCGUCGUCGGACUCCCUCAAGUCGCUCUCCGAUGGCUCCGCCCCCUCCGCAUCGGAGGAUUUGAUUGUGCCAUCUGUGCAACCGCAUCCAGUUGCUAAUCCGAUCUCCGGUGGCUCAAACCCUACCUCUUCGCCCCCACCUCCCAAUGCUACCGUGGUGGUUACCUCGGAACAGAACGGCAACACAGACCAGUCAAAUCCAGUUCGGCAUAGCAGCGGUGGCCACUGUGCUGGUAGUAAUAGCAGCCGUGAUGGAAACACUAGCGAUGGUGGUGAUGGGAGCUGGAACGACGGAGGCCUUGGUAGUGGAAGCGGUUCCAACAGCAGCUAUGGACACGGCAACAGCACCAACGGUGCUGGUGGUGCAAAUAUGAACAAUAUCAUCCAUAGCAGUGGCACCAGUAGCAGUGCCAAUGACAGCAGCAGGAGGAUAUCUGGCAAUAACAACUGGAACAAUAACGGACGCAGUGCUGGCAGCAACCAUAAUGCUGCUGGCAGUGGUGAUGGGAGCAACAGAAACCUCUGGAACAACAAUGGCCGAAAUGGUGGUGGCAGUAGCAAUGGUUUUGUUGGUCGUGGUGGUCACCGGAAUCGUCGCGACCAUGAGAGAGGGGGUAGUUUCUCCCCUAGGAACUACCCCCGGCACACGCCCAUGCCACCCCAGCAACAACAGCCAGGCAUAUACCAGCCUGGACCUUUUCCACGACCACCGCCGCCGCCGCCCCCUGGCCAUUUUAUGGUGCCACAGCCUUUUGUGCCAUAUGUUCCGCACUUUGCAUACCCUGCUGAUGUGCAAGGCUAUCCUUUCUAUCUCCCACCUAUGGAGCAGUUCCAGAACAUGCACCUUGUCCGGCCACAAAUGCAGCCAUUAUGGGUUCCCCAGGAUCAACAGAAUCUUCAAGAGGAUAUCCGCACGCAGAUAGAAUUCUAUUUUAGCACUAAUAAUCUGUGCCAUGACACAUUCUUGAGGAGACAAAUGGAUGAUCAGGGAUGGGUACACAUUGACGUAAUCACAAAAUUUAACCGGAUGAGGAGAUUUACAAACUUGGUAGACACCAACUAUAUACUAGAUGCUGUUCGUGGCUCAGAGCUAGUAGAAGUGCAGGGAAAUACCGUCCGAAGGCGCAAUAAUUGGGCAGAAUGGUUACUCCUUUAAGCCCCCAUCCUGCAAAUCAGGCCAAAUGCAGAUUGAGAUGGUGAUAUACGGCUGGUUGCUAUCCUGGAUAGCCGAUUUGAAAGGGUUGCUCAUUUGAUCACGGACUUAGGUUUCGUGAUGAAUCAUGGUUGUACAGUGGGUCAUUUCGGAGUAAGAAGAUUUUGUUUGUUUAGGUCAGACUUGUUGGCUGCUCGGAAAGGCAUAUUAAAGGCAUUGCAAGGGGGCAAAUACACCAAAAAUAGGAAACAAUUUCCAGAAUAUAAAUCCUUUUUUGGUCUGUAUAGUUUUUGUCGGAUAAAGAAACGGUCGGUGCCUUUUCAUCAUAAGACGGUGCCCUCUUUACUGUUGUGGAUGUUCGGUGGGGUUUAUUUUGGGAUUACCCCGUCAUUUUUUGGUUGCAUGCACGAUGAUUCAAGCUACUGAAGCAGCGAGGUUUACCAGAAUAUUUUUUCCUUUUCACCUUUUGUUUUCUUUGAAUCCCCAACAUGCUUUGUGAAAAGAUUAUGCGAUUGCUCUCCUUGAUGACAUGGUCGUCAAGUUGUAUUGGCCAAGAGAUACAGGGGUUUUUUUUGUAGAAUCAGUUAUGGUUUAUUUGGAAUUUUGGCCUAAUCCGGAAGCUUUGGGUGAUUCAUUUUAGAACACAUCGAUUUGUAUUGUCCAA